This is a messenger RNA of Pelodiscus sinensis (Chinese soft-shelled turtle), 4545 nucleotides long. It is a transcript of the gene NKAPD1, whose product is annotated as NKAP domain containing 1. NCBI's taxonomy places the organism in Eukaryota, Metazoa, Chordata, Testudines, Trionychidae. The record is from RefSeq and is a predicted model, not a curated record.
UUCCCUAGACCUCCCUCCCCUCUUCCCGCUUUCUGCGAGGCCUCUUUAUUUUCCACCCUAACAUGCUGCGAGCUGUCAGCUAGCUGCUGGCUGACACCACGGGGGGGCUGCAUUGAGCUGGGCGGUGAAUGGCUGUAUCUGUAGGGCCUGGGUCUCUCCUCAUGUUCGUUUUUCACCAGCAUAGCUCCGUUGGUUUCAGCGCAAUCUCAUCUGACUUGUGCGGAGCGAGAGGUUUAUCAGGAACUCUGGACGUGGGCAUCAGUUACUGGAUGAUCCUUUCUAAGCCCUGUAUGUGAAGAGUGGCUCUAAGAAGUCUUCGUUUUGGGGUUAAAGAAUGUCCCGGGUCCCUUUAGGAAAAGUUCUCUUACGAAAUGUCAUUCGUCACACUGAUGCACACAACAAGAUUCAGGAAGAAUCAGAAAUGUGGAAAAUAAGAGAGCUGGAGAAGCAGACUCAAGAGACUUACAGGUGGAAGCAAGGGAGAAUAUCGCCCAAUACCUCCAGUAGUCGUAUGCGCAGUGACGGUUUUGAUGAGGAGAGCCAAAGGGCUGACUGGAAGUCGAAGAACUUUGUGCAUGUUCCAGACACGAUAGAAGAUGACCUUCUGAGGGCCCGGACCUGGAAUAAGAAGCUCUAUGAAUGUGAAGCCAAUUUACCAGACAGAUGGGGUCACAGUGGCUAUAAAGAGUUGUAUCCAGAGGAAUUUGAUACUGACAGUGACCAGCAAGAGAAAGAUGAACAAAAUGCUGUCAAUGGAAAGAGGAAAUCUCACCCAGGAAAACAAUCUGUACAUGAGUCACUCAAACGGAAGAGGCCAAAGAAAUCACAGAAAAAGAAGCAGAAAAAGAAAUCACACAAAAAGCGAAAGAAAAGGAAAAAGGAAAAGGUGAAGGCAUCCUCUGGUUCUUCCCAGGAGAGUGAGUGUUCAGAGGAGGAGACUUCAGGCACCAGGAAAGGGAAACACAAACACAAGCACAAGAAGAAGACCAAGAAAAUGCUUGCAAGGGAACCUGCCUCUUCCUCUGGGCAGGAAAGUGACUCUUCCAAUGUGAGUAGCUCCGAGGACAGCGAGUCUGAGGAGAAAAAGGAAAAGUGGUCUAAGAAAAAAAGGAGGAAAUGCCUUGUGUCUGCAUCCGAGAGGCACAGCGAGAUUCAGGAGAAACAAAGCAAGAGGAAGAACUGGAAAGUGGCAGCUGACGAGAAGUCUGAGGACAGCUCAGAUGAGGACUGACAAGCAGCUGUGAGGCUGGGCCCAUGAGUGAAAUUGCACAUCCGUGAAUGGAGGCUGACAUUUUCUCCCAACACUGCCAGGAUAUAGCGUGCUGAACUGAUUUCUGGGGCACAGCAAUUUUAUACUCUGCCAGCCCACAGGUAUGGGUUCUGCGCCUUGCUGGCUUGCAGAAGACACUGCUUUGAUUUGUGCUAGUUUGAAACCAGGAGAGCUAAAGGCCCGGGGAGAAGAUGCCUGUCCCCCAGAUCACAUCUUCUGUCUACCCAUCCCAGACUCCUGAUUCAGUAAUUGUUUUCAUUUCAUGGCCAUAUACAGUUUUAAUUAACAGAUCCUAUGGGCCAUCUUCAGAAGGGAAACGGGUGCAUUGGUACCAUCACAAGGGUUUUUUAAAAAUUGUUCCUCUUUUCACGCAUAACCACUUAAUGACCUAGAUACAAAUGCAAUAAAGAGCAGAAGCCACUGACUUACAGCUCUUCUGCCAAACUGUUGGCAAAGGAUGUGCCAUUGGAUUUAAACAGCAGGAGCCCUUUACUGCAGCAUUCUUCCCGUGAUGGAAAACAAACAGAUGUGGCCCAGCGUGGACAGUUGAAGUAAGGAGGCGGCACUGGUCUGGAACAGAGGGGUGGGUAGAGUGUCAUUCUACUUGUGAGUCUGGUGACCCCUGCUGCAUAGUUUGUUUCAAACUUACCUCAGAUUUCCCCUACCUCUGCCCUUUGCGUGACUGACUUUCCCUCCUUCCUAUCAGUAGCAUGUCCCUCUGGAUCCAUUCGUACCAGUGGAUGUGCCUCUGAUAGGUUUCCUCUUCUGUCUCUGGCUGGCCCAAUGUGUCUGAGAGAAAGAUUGGGAUAUCGGGGUGGGGUAAUUAACCCUUUCUCCCUGCAAUAAAUGUGGAGAUUCCAUUUGUACUUUCCUUUUGAAAUCUGAUCUCCUUAUCACCACUUGAGAGCAAAACCCAGGACAGAGCAUCGAUCAGUUGAGAGAUUCUAAAGGUCUGGUCAGAGAUGCUCCUCUCUCUUGUAUGGUAUGUUCACUGUUGAUCAGAUCCCAUAGUCCUGUGAAUAUGUUUUGUGUAGCCAGCCUUUAUGUACAGGAGAUCACAGCCCUGUUUAAUACCCUCCAGUAGAAGAUGGCAAAGGGGACUCUCGGCACAGACGUUCCCAUACCCCACAUGCUUCUGAAUUUCCAUAAAUGACAAUAGGUGGUGUCUGCACUCCCAGAAUGUGGAAGUCUUGAAUCUCUCUAGAUCAGAAUUGAGGUCUCUGGGCUCCCAGAUGUAUAAAUUACGCUUUAGAAUCUUCACAAAGCCUUUUCUCUGUAUGUUUGCAUAUAUGUAAUCCAUGGAGAUGCAAUGAGAUUACAAAUCUGUGCCCAAGUCAAGGGGGAAACCUCACCCUUACGAGAGUUCAGAUCCAGGCAUGUCUUGGGAUCCUCCUUUGAUUUAGCUUUGCUGAAGUGAUAUUCCAGUUGAAGGUUUUUACCACUGAGACUGGAUGUUGCAAAAUGAGUACGGGUGAGAGGGCCUUCUCUGGUCUGAGCAGUGCAGAUUACUGCUAUGACAUAUUGAAGCUGGGACAUGCUUUAGUAUUGCACACUCUUAACCAUCAUUCUGCUAAUCCACAAACUAAUAAUAUUCCCAAUUGUGCUUCUGCAGCACCUGGAGGCAACUUACACGCAUAGGUAAGGCUUUUAUAGGUUCUGCCUUAGAAGUGCCUCACUCAUACCUCCUUCCCUCUUGGGUCUUUGUGAGUGGAAUUAGUAUUUGUACAGCCAUUGGCAGAUGUGAAUUGCUAUGUAAAUGCAGAGCAUUGUUUAGCUCUUCCAAGUCCUGCCUGAGACUCCAGUUCUUAACAUACCAGUCUUACACCACUGUUGCUCUGUUGGCUUCUGUGGAGUUAUUCCUGAUUUAGCCAGUCCCAGCCAGUCCUCAUCUGAUAUGGGUUUCAGGAUAGAAUAGGGGAAUACCUGGGGCUCAGAGAGAUAAGGGUGAUCCCAGUGGGAGUCCAAAACUACAUACUAGAAAUGCAACAUUGGGGUAGUUUAUCUUAUAGUGGGAAUGUUUUGUAUGUCUGUUUGAUCAACAAAUCUUUCCAUCCUUACUGUCUGUAAUCUGCUUAAUUAGAGAACUAGUAGAUUGGGCAGGGAGUCCUGGAUAUAUACACAGUAGCUCAGAUCCUUAAUCUUUAAGUUCCUUGCAUCUCUUUCUUCAUCUGUACAACAUUGGGAGAUCUAAAAAAGCUUCAAUGUGUAGGGGCUGACACAGAAAAUGAAAAGACAUUAUUGUAGUAUCUGUUGUUCCAACACGUUCCCUUCCCCCACUUUAUCACAGGGCUUGAUCUACGUCCUGUCAUCCACUUCCUCCUCUGGAAGGCCAGUGUUCAUGGCUUCCUUGCCAGGGCACCAGAGGGAAUAUGUUGGCAGCUUCUUUAAUGAGGUUUAAGCAAUGUCCUAAUUUUCUAAGAGCCUGUCUCCUGGUGCAGGGAUUUCUAUGAGGAGGAAGGGGCGCUGUUGUUCUUUUCUAGUCCAGUGUAAAGGCCACUUCUCUAUUGUAAUCUAUUGCAAUCUUUUCACACAUGAGAAAUGUUUGAAAUUUUUAUUUUUAUAAAUCUCUACCGACAGUUUUAAAAUUAGGAAAUGCUGCUGAAGAUAAUAGAUUCAUAUAUUGCACUGGACCCAAUGUGGACAUUAAUGUUGGGGCUACUAUAUGGUCCAGCUCCUAAUGCACCCAGUGGGUAGAGUGCUUGGUAUGUCAGUACCUGUGUCUCCAGGUGCUUUUCAUCUUCAAAACACAUGCCAGUUGAGUUCCUGCCAGUUCAAGGCAUUUACUCAGGAUAACAAGGUGGCCAGAAUGGACUUCAGGACCUUUUACCUAGCCCUGGCCACUAUUUAUUUACCCAGGAUGAUCCUAACUUUGCCUUUUUCCUCUUAACACAGCAGUAUCUGCAGCACUAAAUCUCUGCCUGAUGCUACUGGAACUUGCUACAUAAGUCAUUGUUGAACAGGCAAGCAAUUCACUUAGUAAGUUGCCCUUUUUUUUCCUCCCCUACCCCUUUCCCAAAUCUGCUUGGGUAUAUCUGCACUGCAUUCCUCUUUUGAGAGAGGAAUGCAAGUGCAGCUGAGUGAAAUUGCAAAUGAAGCACAGAUUUGAAUUUCCUGUGCUUCAUUUGCAUAAUUGCGUCCAGGCACUAUUUCAAAAAAAGAAUCGCUGCGCUUCUUUCAAAGUUACUCCUUUUACAAUGAAGUUUAAGGGUAAGGGUAAUUUCGAAAGAAGGGUUUUCUUUCGAAAUAACUGCGUCUAGACAGCGUUUCUUUUUUUG